Adineta ricciae is the source of this 684-nucleotide messenger RNA. The record is from the annotation of a GenBank genome assembly. Lineage: Eukaryota; Metazoa; Rotifera; Eurotatoria; Adinetida; Adinetidae.
AUGGAUGAAAAUAAUUCGAUUCCUCUGACUUCGCAAAUGGAUUUUACUGAAGAGGAGGAUGAUGACGAUAUCAUGACGUCUCAGGAACUGUUUCAACGUUUACAGCAAGCAUGGUUAAAUGAAAAAUAUUCUCCGGUGUUGCUUAAACAUGAAAAUCUUCUAGUUCUUGCUACGUUCGAACUACUUGACGAUAUCGAGAAGCGUUUGAAAGCAAGUGAACAUAAGACAACAUCCUUUCGUUGGUUAAUGCAUCGAACGGAAUACAAUCGUCUAUAUUUUAUCUUGUGUUCAUACAUUCGAACACGUUGUUUCAAGAUCGAAGAAUAUCCAGCAGCAGCUUUGAAUUCAGAAGAACUUCUAUCGCCAGAAGAAUGUGUUUAUGCACAUACAUAUUUGAACAAUAUGAAACAACAUUUAAAGAAGAGUGUCUUGACAGAAUUGAAAUCUGAACAGCAACAACAGAAUGAUGAUAAUGGAUUAGCGCAACUUUUACCUAAACCCAAUCUGAACGAAUUCGCGUUUUUUCGAGUCGAUCAAUCAGUUAAUGGUGUUAUUCUAUCGAAUGAACAGAAUCACAAUGGCACACCAAAUGAUAUCAUCGAUUUUAGAACAGAUGAUCAAUAUAUCAUGCAAUUUCGACAUAUCCAUAAACUAUUAUGUGAAAAACAAAUUCAUCUUGUCUAA